Hydatigera taeniaeformis is the source of this 402-nucleotide messenger RNA. The record is from the annotation of a GenBank genome assembly. Lineage: Eukaryota; Metazoa; Platyhelminthes; Cestoda; Cyclophyllidea; Taeniidae.
AUGCCCUAUCACGACAGUAGUGAACUUUUGUUGGACCAGAAAAGCACCAUUCUACCUUGGGUAGAGAGUUGGCGACGCCGUUUAAUGCGUUUCGCGGUGCGUCAGGAGCGUGGUCGUUGUGACGGUCUGGCGGAAAGCGCCUUUCCAAAGGUGCGCAUCACUUCAACACCACGUAGGAACCUCCAGCAUCCUCAUAACUCGCUAUCGAUGACUUCUGUUCAAUCACAACCGCUACCGCCGUUACAGCCCCGCACACCCCGUCACUACUACCCUUCAGAGUCGCAAUUCUCCCAUACGAAUACUGCGCCAGCCUGGAACCAAUACCAGUACCGAUCCAUGCGUCAUGCUGAGGACAAUCCUUCUGCUGCCCUUGCUCCACAACCGUCACAUCUGUUGUCAUAA